CUGCCUGGCAAACAGCAACGCGAGUUCAGGUCAUCAGGUUUCAGGUGUCCAUCCAACCUUCUGUCGUCUCCGGGUGCUCCGGGCCAGUCGUCGACGGCGAGCCGUACGUAUAUUAUUACCCCCAGGCGAAACCCAAAGAGAACCCGUACCAACCCAAACAAAACCACACACCACCUCCUCGCCGGCUCGUCAUCGCCAUCGCCAUCGUCAUCGCCAUCGCCAUCGUUUCAUUGCGAGUCUCCGUUUCAUCUCGCCCCCUCACCCCCACACACACUGGAAUCCCCGCGUCUGAAUCCGGCGCCCCCGCCCCGAUCCGCGCCGAAUCGCCGCCGCUCGGGGUGGAACCCUAGCCCGAUCUCGAUCCGUUUCUCCGCGAUGGGCGCCGGCCGUGUCUGUCGCGGCGGCCCCUCCUCCGCCUCCCCCGCCGCAGGGCGGCCGUUCUCGACGCUCGCCGCGUCGUCCUCCGCCUCCCCUUCCUCGGCUCCUUCAGAGACGGCGUCCACGUCGGUCACCAAGACGGUGAACGGCUCCCACCACUUCAAAAUCGCGGGCUACUCUCUCUCCAAGGGAAUCGGGGUGGGGAAGUUCAUCGCUUCCGAGUCCUUCAACGUGGGGGGAUUCGACUGGGCGAUCUACUUCUACCCCGACGGGAAGAGCGCCGAGGACGGCGCUGCCUACGUCUCGCUCUUCAUAGCCCUCGCCAGCGAGGGCACCGAUGUGCGCGCGCUGUUCGAGCUCACGCUCGUCGACCAGAGCGGCAAGGGUCAGGAUAAGGUGCAUACCCACUUCGGGAGGUCGCUCGAGAGCGGCCCAUACACCCUCAAGUACCGCGGCAGCAUGUGGGGCUACAAGCGUUUCUUCAAACGAACUGCCCUAGAAACAUCAGACUAUCUUAAAGAUGAUUGCCUUUUAGUGAACUGCACUGUUGGCGUUGUUCAAUCACAUACUGAAGGACCAAAGAUAUACACAAUUCCAGUACCGCGGUCCAACAUGGCUCUACAUAUUGGUCAGCUAUUGACAAGUGGAAAGAGGACAGACAUUGCAUUCGAAGUUGAUGGAGAGAUGUUUCCUGCCCACAAGGUGAUUCUUUCAGCCCGGUCUCCUGUUUUUAGGGCACAACUUUUUGGCCCAAUGAAGGAUAAGGACAUGAAGUGUAUAAAGAUUGAAGACAUGGAGGCUCCAGUAUUCAAGGCCUUGCUCCAUUUCAUGUAUUGGGAUGAGUUGCCGGAUAUUGAAGAGCUUACUGGUGUAAAUACAACUUGGGUAUCCACCUUGAUGGCUCAACAUUUACUAGCUGCUGCAGACCGUUAUGCAUUGGAGAGAUUGAAAUUGCUCUGUGAACUUAAGCUGUGUGAAGAUGUUGCAAUAAAUACAGUGGCAAAUACUUUGGCACUGGCUGAACAGCACCACUGUUAUCAGCUAAAAACUGUUUGCUUGAAAUUUGUAGCUCUGCCUGAAAAUUUGAAAGCUGUCAUGCAAACCGAUGGGUUUGAUUAUUUGCAACAAAGCUGCCCAUCCCUCCUGACCGAGCUUCUCGAGUAUGUGGCCAAGGCAGGAGAGCACUCCGUGAGCCCCUGCUUGUAUUCAACUGAAGUCCUUGACGGUGGUGAUGCCAAUGGGCGACGCGUGAAACCAAGGAUCUAACGGUUGGAAGAGGAGUUCCUCGUGCCCAUUUUAAGUUGUAAAGUGUUUCGAAUGACGGGUGCUUAUGUGGCCGUGCCAUAUCAUGCAUGUUGUAGCGUGUGGGUUUGUGUGUGUGUUGUGACUUCCAUCCCUCUCCCCAGCCGUAUUGAUGGUACUGUAGAGGGUGUUAUCGCUAAUAUAUACCCUACUGACUUAUGUAUUGCAUCGCUGUUUCAAAGCAGUCUGUCAUCAUAAGUGCACACAGGUGGAAUAGGGCGAGGAUGGUCUGGUGCAAAGGUGAAAUAAUGGCACAGACUGUGUAUGUGUGUGUCCUGUUUUUCAGAAGUUUUACCUUGCGGUAGGCCAGAUUUGUCGAUUCUUAGUCGUCUGUAUUUGGCUGUAUUCAAUUGAAAUUGUGAAAUGUAUCAGUUGAAGUUAUGCGU
This is a messenger RNA of Zea mays, 2066 nucleotides long. RefSeq lists its product as uncharacterized. The coding region runs from base 376 to 1644 and encodes 422 amino acids. Gene Ontology annotation, molecular function: protein binding. NCBI's taxonomy places the organism in Eukaryota, Viridiplantae, Streptophyta, Magnoliopsida, Poales, Poaceae. Gene Ontology annotation, biological process: protein ubiquitination. The transcript has 4 exons. The record is from RefSeq and is marked provisional.